Messenger RNA from Hylaeus volcanicus, 681 nucleotides. RefSeq lists its product as uncharacterized. Gene Ontology annotation, molecular function: structural constituent of ribosome. Bases 146 to 550 code for a protein of 134 amino acids. NCBI's taxonomy places the organism in Eukaryota, Metazoa, Arthropoda, Insecta, Hymenoptera, Colletidae. Gene Ontology annotation, cellular component: ribosome. Gene Ontology annotation, biological process: translation. The record is from RefSeq and is a predicted model, not a curated record. The transcript has 2 exons.
UUAAUGGUGUAACAAUGUCCAGUUUCUGUUGACUAAUUGGGGCAGAAUUGUAACAGAAAAGUAUUCUCUACUAAGAAAUUCGUGUGAGCGAACGGCAUCUAGAUACCCAAACCUGAAGUGAUAGUGUUAAUUUCCAGUGUUGAAGAUGUCCGCUGCUUAUACAAUUCGUGUGCGCAAAUUUUUGUCAAAUCCUCUUUUAGAAAGGAAACAGUUUGUUUUGGAAGUCUUACAUCCUGAAAGAGCAAAUGUUUCGAAGUCAGAACUGAAAGAGAAAUUAAGCAAAUUAUUCAAAGUCGCCGAUGAUAAAUGUAUUAUUCUUUUUGGAUUUCAAACAGCUUUCGGUGGUGGACGUAGUUCAGGUUUUGGUCUUAUUUAUGAUUCGUUAGCUUCAUGUCAAAAAUUUGAAAAGCGUUAUCGUUUGGUGCGUUGUGGUGUCGCUUCUAAGCGUGAAAACGUUGUUGGUCGUCGUGCUAAGAAAGAUAUUAAGAAUCGUCAGAAAAAAGUUCGCGGAACUGAAAAGGCAAAGCUAGCCGUUUCGGGUAAAAAGUAAUCAUAUAAAUCUUUCACUUUUUUGCUUGUCGAGUUUUUUUUUUCUUCGGUUUGUUUGAAUGUAAUCUUUUAUGUAAAUAAAAUUAAAUUUGUUUUGCUUCAAAAUAAAAUUUGUAUCAAAAAAGAGUGAAA